AGCCAUCGCCCAUCUGCCAUCGCCACACAAUUCCAUCCUGCUUCCACACUGCUCCACCGGACCAUCUGCACACCACACCACACCACACCAUCACUUCCGCCGCCGAUUCUCGUUGGACUGUCCGUUCCACUUCCAUCGACCGAUCGAGACAGCUCCUCAUGGCUUCCAUCGUGCUCCUGCUGUCGGAGCUGCUGGGCGGGGAGAGCGCGAGCGUGCUGGCGGCCGAGCGCUACAUGGGCGGCCACCGGAGCCUGCGGGAGUUCCGGCCGGCCGUGACGGAGGCGCCGCCCAAGCGUGCCCAAAGGCUGGCGGAGGGCCAGCGCGCGGCGGCCGGGACAGAGCGGGCGCGGGAGGAGGGCAAGCAGAGGAAGGAUGACGAUUCGUUCGAGGACCUCGCGCUGCCCAGGGUCGCGGUCGACAUCAUGUGGCCUUGAGACUUGAGAGGGAGGGGAGGCUUGAGCGAGUCGAGUUCUCGUCUAAUGCCAUGUAUAUUUAAAACCAGCCUAUUGUUUAUGUGUAUACACAUCUAUAAUUGCGUCAGCUGUUCGUCUUCGACUACUCCAGCUGCAAUCCACGGAGCGACAAAAUACUGUAAAAAUUAUAGCCCUAGUUGAAUUAAAACCGCAGUAAACCACAGUAAACAUAGCCAAUAGUGAAUAUAACUUAGAAUAUUAUCGAGAUCAGCAACGCCAGUUUUACUAUAUUAAAAUUUUAACAAUGUUUUACUAAAUGAUUUAUAAAUU
Zea mays is the source of this 743-nucleotide messenger RNA. RefSeq lists its product as uncharacterized. The transcript has a single exon. NCBI's taxonomy places the organism in Eukaryota, Viridiplantae, Streptophyta, Magnoliopsida, Poales, Poaceae. Bases 159 to 434 code for a protein of 91 amino acids. The record is from RefSeq and is marked validated.